Messenger RNA from Striga hermonthica, 2073 nucleotides. Lineage: Eukaryota; Viridiplantae; Streptophyta; Magnoliopsida; Lamiales; Orobanchaceae. The record is from the annotation of a GenBank genome assembly.
AUGGGACACAAUCAAAGAACUUGCAAGUGGAAAAAGUUAGCUGAAAGUAGGAUUGCAGAUAGUGCCUUUGAGGUGGAGGAACAACAUAAAGAGAUGACUCAAGGUGAUGAUUUUACAUCACAAACUCAGGAUGAUGAUAGCCAGCCCCAACCUCGAAGAAAACUAAUUAUCGUCAUUUCUCAUCACCAUGGAGAACUGAAGCAAACCACCAGCAUAAUCACUUCCUCGUAUAGUGCAAUGAAAGUUCUCUUGAACCUUUUGGUGGUUUUGUGGGCUACUGUGUGCCUUGAAGAGGUGACAUCACACGGGAUUCAACCUCUUUCGACAAUCGCUAUUCAGAAUGCCGUUGUUGAUUUAGAUAGUAAGGCAUAUAUUAAAGCUUCUCCAUCAGUUCUUGGAGUCGACGAAGAAAACACUGAAUCAAUUGAAGUAUAUUAUAGUAGCCCAAUCCCAUCGAGUGACGACUGGAUCGGAGUAUUUUCUCCUGCUAACUUCAGUUCAUCGACCUGCGUCGCAGAAAAUCCAAGAGUUGGGCCACCAUAUUUAUGUACAGCACCUAUAAAGUAUCAGUUUGCAAAUUUCAGCAAUCCCAAGUAUGAAGAAACGGGGAAAGGGUCUUUGAAGCUUCAGUUGAUUAACCAACGGGCGGACUUCUCGUUUGCUUUAUUUUCUGGUGGCGUGUCAAAUCCAAAGCUGGUGGCAGUUUCGAAUGUAGUUUCCUUUGCAAAUCCAAAUGCACCUCUAUACCCACGAUUAGCCCAAGGAAAGACGUGGAAUGAAAUGACUGUGACCUGGACCAGUGGCUAUAAUAUUGAUGAAGCUGAGCCCUUCGUCGAGUGGGGUCCAAAAGGAGGGGAACAAAAGCGUUCUUUGGCAGUCACUCUGACUUUUGAUCGUAACAGCAUGUGCGGUGCACCUGCAAGAACUGUUGGAUGGCGUGAUCCUGGAUUCAUUCAUACUAGCUUUCUCAAGGAUUUAUGGCCCAACUCAGUGUACACUUACAAAUUGGGACAUAAACUGCUGAAUGGCUCAUAUGUCUGGAGUGCUAUGUAUGAGUUCAAAGCAUCUCCAUACCCUGGUCAGAACUCUGUUCAACGGGUUAUUGUUUUUGGUGACAUGGGCAAGGAUGAAGCCGAUGGUUCAAACGAGUAUAAUAAUUUUGAACGGGGGUCCCUUAACACUACCAAGCAGCUCAUCCGUGACUUGAAUAAUUAUGAUAUAGUCUUUCAUAUCGGAGAUAUCUGUUAUGCUAAUGGGUAUCUUUCACAAUGGGAUCAAUUCACUUCUCAAGUCGAGCCAAUUUCUUCAAAAGUGCCAUACAUGAUUGCCAGUGGAAACCAUGAACGUGACUGGCCCGGGUCAGGUUCAUUUUAUGAGAACAAUGAUUCAGGGGGAGAAUGUGGUGUCCCAGCCGAGACAAUGUUUUAUGUUCCAGCUGAAAAUCGAGCUAAUUUCUGGUACUCCACUGAUUACGGCAUGUUCCGAUUUUGCAUAGCUGACACAGAGCAUGACUGGCGAGAAGGAUCCAAACAGUAUAAGUUCAUCGAGCAUUGUUUGGCGUCUGUUGACAGACAAAAACAGCCCUGGCUUAUUUUCAUGGCACAUCGUGUACUAGGUUACUCGUCUGAUGAAACUUACGCAAACGAAGGAUCGUUCGCAGAACCAAUGGGGAGGGAUAACCUUCAGAAGCUCUGGCAGAAGUAUAAAGUCGAUAUUGCAUUUUUUGGGCACGUUCACAGCUAUGAGAGAACUUGUCCUGUAUAUCAGAAUAAAUGUACAAGGGAAGAGAAGAACUCUUACAAAGGCAGCUUGAAUGGGACAAUACACGUAGUUGCCGGAGGAGGAGGUGCUAGCCUCUCCAAAUUCUCGACUCUAAAGCCCAACUGGAGUAUCUUCAGAGAUUCCGAUUAUGGUUUUGUGAAACUAACUGCAUUCGAUCAUUCGAAUCUUUUGUUCGAGUACAAAAGGAGCCGAGAUGGAAAGGUUUAUGAUUCUUUCAGGAUAACAAGGGAUUACAGGGAUAUUUUAGCUUGUGCUGUGGAUAGCUGCCCGAGCACGACCCUUGCUACUUGA